Molecule: messenger RNA, 1935 nt
Organism: Orycteropus afer afer
Lineage: Eukaryota; Metazoa; Chordata; Mammalia; Tubulidentata; Orycteropodidae
Gene: REXO5
Product: RNA exonuclease 5
Cellular component (GO): nucleus
Molecular function (GO): RNA binding; exonuclease activity
Source: RefSeq, a predicted model, not a curated record
AUGGAGCCGGAGACGGAAAGGACCGAGAGGCACCCUAGUAACGGCAGGAAGAGGAGGCGGGCCCCAGUCAGGCUGGUUGGGGCGGCCGAGGCGAUGCGAGCCCGUUGGGAUCUAGAAGAGAGGCAGCCUGACGCCAAGAAAGUUCGCUUAGCUAACAUUUUAUUUGCUGAAAACUGUGAAGUAACCCACAGCCAGCUAUGUGAAUUCCUGAAGUAUGGAGUGCUGGGCAAAUCUCCUGUUCCUCAACCCAGCUGGUGUCAGCUUUUUCACCAAAACCACCUGAACAUUGUGGUGGUUUUUGUUCUGCAGGGAAUGAGUCAGCUGCACUUUUACAGGUUCUGUUUGGAGUUUGGAUUUCUCCAAAGGGCGUUCAGACAUGUAAGAUUUUCUGACUAUGAAAACUUUGUGCCUAGAGGUUUUGUAACAGACAACUACCCUCUCUUUGGACUUGACUGUGAAAUGUGCCUCACAUCCAAGGGAAGAGAACUAACACAAAUCUCACUGGUUGCUGAAGGAGGCUACUGUGUGAUGGAUGAGUUUGUUAAACCUGACAACAAGAUUCUGGACUACUUUACCCACUUCUCCAGAAUCACAAAGAAGAUUCUUAACCCAGUGAUGACCAAACUCAAAGAUAUACAGAGACAGUUACAAACACUGCUUCUUUCUGAUGCUGUGUUGGUGGGCCACUCUUUAGACCUGGAUAUCAGAGCAUUGAAAGUGAGUAUACAUCCAUAUGUAAUUGAUACAUCAUUGCUUUAUGUCAGAGAGCAGGGCAGAAGAUUUAAACUAAAGUUAUUAGCCAGAGCUGUUUUGGGAAUUGCCCAGGUCAAUCUGGAGGCACCUGCCAGUUGCCAUGAAUUGCAAGCAUCAGGCCAAGAGCCGAGAAAUAAAAUAGACGUGCAGCAGCCAAACACAAGUGUUUUAGAAUGCUUGGACUCAGUGGGUCAGAAACUCCUUUUCUUGACCCAGGAGACAGAUGCUAGUGAACUUUCUUCUUCCAGAAACUGUCAGACUAUUAAGUGCCUUUUAAAUAAAGAGCUUCUUGAACAGGCCAGAGUGGAGAUGCCCCUGUUUCCCUUCAGCACCGUCCAGUUCCCUUUUGAGCCUUUUUCACCCAGCCUUGCUGAGGAGAUGAACAACAGGAUGAGGAUCAAGUGGUCAGAGAUGUCAACGGUCUAUGUUGGGCCAUUUAGCAAAAAUUGCAACCUCUAGGUGCUGGAGAGGUUGUUGAAGAGCUUUGCAGUUCAAUCAAUGACUUUUGUUCUUGAAACCCAUCAGCCUCAUCUCUGUAUCCAGUAUGAAAUCCUGAAAGCUGCCCAGCUGGCCAUAGAGACCUUGGAUGGUGUUGUGGUAGAGGGGAUCUGCAUCAAGGUGCAGAGGCCUGUGACAGAGCUCACCCUUGAUUGUGACAACCUCAUGAAUGAACUGGAAUGAGAUUCUGACCAAAGUACUAUUUACCUGUGUGGAAUGAGCGAAACCUUCAAAGAACACCUAUUGCAGCAGCCCAGCCCCUUCCUUGGCCUGGAAGCUUUGAUCUUGCCUAAAGGUCUUAAAAGCAGAAAGCAGAAACAUGACUGUUUCCUAAAAUUCAUGGUAUUGGACAGUGCCCAGAGGGCCCUUGGCAUUCUCACAGGGAAGGGCUGGAAGCUGAAAGGCAGACAUGCCCUAACCCCCAGGCAUCUCCACACAUGGUUCAGUGCCUUGCCUCUUGAAUCAAGAAGGCCCCCAAGGCUUCGUGUCUUACCACCAGAGCAGCAGGCCUUACAGGCCCUGAAGGUGGACCACCCAAAGGUAGCAGCAUGGCGCUGGGGCCAAAAGAUUGGAAAGCUGUACCACAGCCUAUACCCAGGCAUCCUCUGCCUCAUCCUAUGCCAAGAACCAAGGGGUAAGAUCUGUGAAGGGUGGUCCCUUUGUGACUGGCCCUGGGUUCCAUAG